Messenger RNA from Camponotus floridanus (Florida carpenter ant), 1422 nucleotides. RefSeq lists its product as uncharacterized. The record is from RefSeq and is a predicted model, not a curated record. Gene Ontology annotation, biological process: DNA integration. The coding region runs from base 1 to 1422 and encodes 473 amino acids. The transcript has 2 exons. Gene Ontology annotation, molecular function: nucleic acid binding. Lineage: Eukaryota; Metazoa; Arthropoda; Insecta; Hymenoptera; Formicidae.
AUGGCCGACCGCCGUCGGCCACAUCCCCGAAGAGCACCUGCCGGAGAAGCGCACACGAGUCCAUGUCAAAGCCACAGCAGCGCCGAUGAGCGAGGCCGCCGAGCUGGUGCGGUUCUCCUCCCUGAAGAGGCUCCUACGCGUGACAGCCUGGUGUCGGCGGUGGCUGAGAGUACCGAGGGUCUCCUGCGAGUCGGGGGUCGACUCAAGCACUCCAUCCUAGCCUAUGACGAGCGUCACCCCGUCCUCCUGCCGAAGGGCUCGCACCUCACUCGGCUAAUUGUGGACGACUGCCAUAAACGAGCGUUGCACGGCGGAACACAGCUCACUCUCUCAUUAAUCCGCCAACAUUAUUGGAUUCCACGGGGUCGAGCACUGGUCAAGGAGGCUAUCCUGCGAUGUCUCCCUUGCGUGCGAUGGCGGGCGGCGACACCACAACAGCUGAUGAGCGAUCUUCCACGGGAGCGCGUGGUACCAGCGAGGCCCUUCCUUCACACUGGGGUCGAUUAUGCCGGGCCGAUUCAACUUCGCACAACCAAGGGGCGCGGACACCGCUCCUACAAGGCCUUCGUAGCGGUCUUCGUCUGCCUUGCUUCCAGAGCCGUACACCUCGAAGUAGUCUCCGACUACACGGCCGAGGCCUUCCUUGCGGCCCUCAGGCGGUUCGUCUCCCGCCGAGGCAUCUGUCGCAGCCUUCGAAGCGACUGCGGGACAACCUUCGUGGGAGCCGAUUCCCAGCUGACAGCCCUCUUCACCGCGGGCACGCCAGAAAACCACCGGAUCAUCGACAGCCUCGCCUCCGAGAGGAUCGAGUGGAGGUUCAAUCCUCCCUCAGCGCCGCACUUCGGAGGCAUUUGGGAAGCCGCAGUCAAGUCGCUCAAACACCAUCUCCGACGAGUGAUUGGCGACGCCAAGCUGACGUUCGAGGAGAUGAGUACCUUCCUCACUCAGGUAGAAGCGUGCCUUAAUUCGCGGCCGCUGCAGGCACUCUCGGACGACCCUGAGGACUUGGCUGCGCUGACGCCUGGACACUUCCUGGUGGGAGCCGCCCUGACUGCAGUGCCCGAGCCGUCCUUGCUGGAUGAACCAACGUCCCGCUUAUCUCGCUGGCAGCUCCUGCAAAAAAUGAGAGACCAUUUUUGGGAACGAUGGUCGAAGGAGUACCUCCACUCCAUUACUCACCGUCCUAAGUGGUUGCGCGAAGAGACGGGCUUCAAGGUCGGCCGACUUUGCCUCAUCCGGAACGAACUCACACCACCCACGAAAUGGCCACUCGCGCGUAUCGCGAAAAUCCACCCCGGAGAGGAUGGUCAAGUUCGCGUAGUGACAUUGCGCACCGCAGCCUCCGAGUUGGUACGACCCGUCGUGAAGCUCGUCGUGCUCCCCAUCAACGGUCAUGGAGAUCACGAGCCUCCAUCGCAGUAG